Messenger RNA from Leptonychotes weddellii (Weddell seal), 5464 nucleotides. The record is from RefSeq and is a predicted model, not a curated record. NCBI's taxonomy places the organism in Eukaryota, Metazoa, Chordata, Mammalia, Carnivora, Phocidae.
UUUCAGCCUGGCGCCUGUCUCGGCCGCCGCGCCAGUUUCGGGCUGGUUGGCGCGGAAUCGGGAUACUUCAGGACCAUGGCGCCCGUGAACGGCGAGGACUGCGACCUGGGGUCGAGCGCUGUGUCAGAUUCAGGGAGUUUUGUAGCUUCUAGAUCCCGGCGAGAAAAGAAAUCAAAGAGAGGGCGCCAGGAAGCUCUAGAAAGACUGAAAAGGGCUAAAGCUGGUGAGAAGUAUAAAUAUGAAGUUGAGGACUUCACAAGUGUUUAUGAAGAAGUUGAUGAAGAACAGUAUUCGAAGCUGGUUCAGGCCCGCCAGGAUGAUGACUGGAUCGUGGAUGAUGAUGGUAUUGGCUAUGUGGAAGAUGGCCGAGAGAUUUUUGAUGAUGACCUUGAAGACGAUGCCCUUGAUUCUCAUGAGAAAGGAAAAGAUGAUAAAGCACGUACCAAAGACAAGAGGAAUGUAAAGAAGGCUGCGGUGACAAAACCAAACAAUAUCAAGUCAAUGUUCAUUGCUAGUGCUGGGAAGAAGACUGCAGAUAAAGCUAUAGACUUGUCCAAGGAUGAUCUGCUAGGUGACAUUCUACAAGAUCUGAACACUGAGAAACCUCAAAUAACUCCACCACCUAUAAUGAUACCAAAGAAGAAAAGAUCCAUUGGAGCUUCACUGAAUCCUUUCUCUGUGCACACCUCCAAGGCAGUUCCUUCAGGAAAAACUGCUUCCCCUGUCUCAAGGAAGGAGCCUCCGUUAACUUCAGUUCCUCUUAAAUGUGCUGAAUUUGCUGGAGAGCCGCUGCCAGCGUUGUGUAUAGAUGACAAGGAGGACUCAGGAGCAAUGGAUUUUGAAGAUGGUGACUUUGAUGAGCCCAUGGAGGCUGAGGAAGUGGAUGUGGAGCCUGUGGCUGUCAAGACUUGGCACCAAGAGAGUGAGCCAGCAGAGGGGGUGAAACGUGAGGCAGAUCCUGGGAAAGGGACCACGUCCUACUUGGGAAGUUUUCUCCCAGAUGUUUCUUGUUGGGACAUUGAACAGGAAGAUGACAGCAGUUUCUCAGCCCAGGAAGUCCAAGUGGAUUCCAGUCACCUCCCACUGGUCAAAGGGACAGACGAGGAGCAAGUGUUUCAGUUUUAUUGGCUGGAUGCUUAUGAAGAUCAGUACAACCAACCAGGUGUGGUAUUCCUGUUUGGCAAAGUUUGGAUCGAAUCCGCCAAAACCCAUGUGAGCUGUUGCGUCAUGGUGAAAAACAUCGAGCGAACACUCUACUUCCUUCCCCGAGAAACGAAAAUUGAUCUAAAUACAGGAAAAGAAACAGAAACUCUAGUUACAAUGAAGGAUGUUUAUGAUGAAUUUGAUGAGAAAAUAGCAGCAAAAUAUAAAAUCAUGAAGUUCAAGUCCAAGCCAGUGGAAAAGAACUAUGCUUUUGAGAUACCUGAUGUUCCAGAAAAAUCUGAGUACUUGGAAGUUAGAUACUCGGCUGAAAUGCCACAGCUUCCUCAGGAUUUGAAAGGAGAAACUUUUUCUCAUGUAUUUGGGACCAACACAUCCAGCCUGGAAAUGUUCUUGAUGAACAGAAAGAUCAGAGGACCUUGUUGGCUCGAAGUGAAAAAUCCACAGCUCUUGAAUCAGCCAUUCAGUUGGUGUAAAGUUGAGGCAAUGGCCUUGAAACCAGACCUGGUGAAUGUGAUUAAAGAUGUUGGUCCUCCUCCACUCGUGGUCAUGUCUUUCAGCAUGAAGACAAUGCAGAAUGCAAAGACACAUCAAAAUGAGAUUAUUGCUGUGGCAGCUUUGGUCCAUCACAGCUUUGCAUUAGAUAAAGCACCCCCACAGCCUCCCUUCCAGUCACACUUCUGUGUUGUAUCUAAACCAAAGGACUGUAUUUUUCCAUAUACUUUCAAAGAAGACAUUAAGGAAAAGAAUGUGAAGGUUGAGAUUGCUGCAACAGAAAGAACAUUGCUAGGUUUUUUCCUCGCCAAAGUUCACAAAAUUGAUCCUGAUAUCAUUGUGGGUCAUAAUAUUUAUGGAUUUGAACUGGAAGUGCUCCUGCAGAGAAUUAAUGUGUGCAAAGUUCCUCACUGGUCCAAGAUAGGUCGACUGAAGCGAUCCAACAUGCCAAAGCUUGGGGGCAGGAGUGGAUUUGGUGAAAGAAAUGCUACCUGUGGCCGAAUGAUCUGUGAUGUGGAAAUUUCAGCAAAGGAAUUGAUUCGUUGUAAAAGCUACCAUUUGUCUGAACUUGUUCAACAAAUCCUGAGAACUGAAAGGGUUGUAAUCCCGAUGGAAAAUGUACGAAAUAUGUACAGUGAAUCUUCUCAUCUGUUGUACCUGUUGGAACACACCUGGAAAGAUGCCAGGUUCAUUUUGCAGAUCAUGUGUGAGCUAAAUGUUCUUCCAUUAGCAUUGCAGAUCACUAACAUCGCUGGGAACAUUAUGUCUAGGACGCUGAUGGGUGGACGAUCCGAGCGUAAUGAGUUCUUGUUGCUUCAUGCGUUUUAUGAAAACAACUAUAUUGUGCCUGACAAGCAGAUUUUCAGAAAGCCUCAGCAAAAACUGGGAGAUGAAGAUGAAGACAUAGAUGGAGAGGCCAAUAAAUACAAGAAAGGACGUAAGAAAGCAGCUUAUGCUGGAGGCUUGGUAUUGGACCCUAAAGCUGGUUUUUAUGAUAAGUUUAUUUUGCUCCUGGACUUCAAUAGUUUGUAUCCUUCCAUCAUUCAGGAAUUCAACAUUUGUUUUACAACAGUGCAAAGAGUUGCUUCAGAGACACACAAAAUUACAGAGGAUGGAGAACAAGAACAGAUCCCUGAGCUGCCAGACCCAAACUUAGAAAUGGGCAUUUUGCCCAGAGAGAUCCGGAAGCUGGUAGAGAGAAGAAAACAAGUCAAACAGCUAAUGAAACAGCAGGAUUUAAAUCCAGACCUUGUUCUUCAGUAUGACAUUCGACAGAAGGCUUUGAAGCUCACAGCAAACAGUAUGUAUGGCUGCCUGGGAUUUUCCUACAGCAGAUUUUACGCCAAACCACUGGCUGCUUUGGUGACAUACAAAGGAAGGGAGAUUUUGAUGCAUACAAAGGAGAUGGUACAGAAGAUGAAUCUUGAAGUUAUUUAUGGAGAUACAGAUUCAAUUAUGAUAAACACCAACAGCACUGAUCUGGAAGAAGUAUAUAAAUUGGGAAACAAGGUAAAAAGUGAAGUGAACAAGUUGUACAAACUGCUUGAAAUAGACAUUGAUGGUGUUUUCAAGUCUCUGCUACUGCUGAAGAAAAAGAAGUAUGGUGCUCUGGUUGUUGAGCCAACGUCAGAUGGGAAUUACUCCACCAAACAGGAGCUGAAAGGGUUAGAUAUAGUUAGAAGAGAUUGGUGUGAUCUUGCUAAAGAAACUGGAAACUUUGUCAUUGGCCAGAUUCUUUCUGAUCAAAGCCGAGACACUAUAGUGGAAAACAUUCAGAAGAGGUUAAUAGAAAUUGGAGAAAAUGUGCUAAAUGGCAGUGUCCCAGUGAGCCAGUUUGAAAUUAACAAGGCAUUGACAAAGGAUCCCCAGGAUUACCCUGAUAAAAAAAGCCUACCUCAUGUACAUGUUGCCCUCUGGAUGAAUUCUCAAGGGGGCAGAAAGGUGAAAGCUGGAGAUACCGUGUCGUAUGUCAUCUGUCAGGAUGGGUCAAACCUCACUGCGAGUCAGAGGGCCUAUGCACCUGAGCAGCUACAGAAACAGGACAAUUUAACCAUUGAUACCCAGUACUACCUGGCUCAGCAGAUCCACCCAGUCGUGGCUCGGAUCUGUGAGCCAAUAGAUGGAAUUGAUGCUGUUCUCAUUGCAACAUGGUUAGGACUCGACCCCACCCAGUUUAGAGUUCAUCAUUAUCAUAAGGAUGAGGAGAAUGAUGCCCUCCUUGGUGGCCCAGCCCAGCUCACUGAUGAGGAGAAAUACAGGGACUGUGAAAAAUUCAAGUGCCCAUGCCCUACAUGUGGAACAGAGAAUAUUUACGAUAGUGUCUUGGACGGUUCGGGCUGGUUGAUUUGUGAGGAGCCAACGUGUCGCAAUCGAACUCGGCGCCUUCCCCUUCAGUUCUCCCGAAAUGGGCCUGUUUGCCAAGUCUGCAUGAAAGCUACACUUCGGCCAGAGUAUUCUGACAAGUCCCUGUACACCCAGCUGUGCUUUUACCGGUACAUUUUUGAUGCGGACUGUGCACUGGAGAAACUUACUACCGAUCAUGAGAAAGAUAAGUGGAAGAAGUUUUUUACCUCCAAAGUUCGUCAGGACUACCAAAAACUCAAGAACACGGCGGAGCAGUUCUUGUCCCGGAGUGGCUACUCGGAAGUGAACCUCAGCAAACUCUUCGCUGACUGUGCCGUGAGGCCAUGAGGGAGGCCCAGAAGUUGGCGGCAGGGUGGGUGAAGAAAGACGCCCGGCUUCCUGGCAACUCCACCACCUCCGCCCAGGCCCUGCCUGCUUCUCAGGCAUCCCGUUUCCUUUAGGACCGUGCCUCGUGUUUGAGCACAUGUGACUUGGGGGUGGGGGGGCAUGACUGACGGGGGACCAGGGGACCACACCAGUCGCUCAUCUACCAAGCAUCAGAGAAGCUCAGAAGAGCCUUCCUGUCACAGUAUAGACCCUACUAUUGAAACAUGGCCUAGAGCCCUCGGCAAAGCGGCUGAAGAGCUGGCUGCUUCGUAUUUGGGACUGGAUUUCGAGGGGAGGGGUCGGUGAGGGAUGAGAAAUUAAUUGAGAGUGGCUGGAAUGCAGGGGACCCCAGGCUUUGCCCCAGGGCCUUCAGCAGAGAUGCCCCCAGAGAGAGAGAUUUAUGAAGUCUGGUAGGAGCGCUAACAUUUUGCCUUUUCACACGCCAAUUAAACCCAGUCAACCCAACUGUUGCCCCAGCCGCUGGCUCCAGGAGUGGCUGUCCUUUUCAGUCUUGUCUUUUAUAUAGGUAGCCGAGGGGGAAGAUAGAGACGCCUUGCAUUUACUAAAUAGAUUAAACAGAGCUUACUUGUUUACUGAAUCGCUCCAGAGUUGCACGUGCACACACAUACUGGGCAGGUGUUUUACACUCACAUUCCUUUUUUUCCCCUUAAGUAGAAAGUCCAGGUAAGGUUUACAGAGUAGGAAAACACAUUUAAAAUAAUUUGAUAUCCUAUAACAUUUCCUUCAAAAUAUGUAGAGGUUGGGGCAAGGAUCCUUGUGUUGUAUUCAGAAGAAAUUGGGAGGAGGUUUGGUUAAUUAGCCCUGGUGCUGUUUUGGUUUUUUCUUUUCUUUUUUUUUUUUUCAUUUCUUCACAGUGGUGCCUCUUUGCUGGAAGCCAAAUGUAUUUCAAUAUAGCAGCCUUUCCAUUACAUUAUUGGUAAGAUUAUACUAACAAAAUAUAUUUCCCCUGUACACUAUGCUAUAUUUUUUUAAAAAGGUCCACCUAUCUGUUUUUCUAAAAGAAAAAAUAUGUUGUGCUUUUUUCCCCCCUGCUUAAAUAAAGUUUUCUGAAAGGAAA